Arachis duranensis is the source of this 1992-nucleotide messenger RNA. Its product is annotated as probable GTP-binding protein OBGC2. The record is from RefSeq and is a predicted model, not a curated record. Gene Ontology annotation, cellular component: mitochondrion. Bases 72 to 1604 code for a protein of 510 amino acids. Lineage: Eukaryota; Viridiplantae; Streptophyta; Magnoliopsida; Fabales; Fabaceae. The transcript has 11 exons. Gene Ontology annotation, molecular function: GTP binding; GTPase activity.
CAUUAGAACACAACCUCGUCCCCUUAUUCCUCUUUCUUCUACUUUGAACUAGUUUCUGCCGAAAACGGAUAAUGAUAAUGGUGUCUCCGAUAAUUUCCCCUCCUUCAUCUUCAUCUUCCACACUUCAUCUUCAUUCCUUCGAAUCUACCUUCUUCUUCUCCACUCCCUUACUUCCACAAAGGAACAUACGAUUUCAAAGUAGAUGCAAUAAGUUUGAGAAGCAUAGAUGGAAAGAUGCUGUACGGUGCAGAUUUAUCAGCUCCAAUGCACCUUCAACUUCAACAUCAAAUUCAAAUUCAAUGACGUUGAUGAAGGAACCUCACAAGUACUUUGACCAAGUUUUCAUUACCGUUCGUGCUGGUGAUGGUGGGCAUGGAGCUAUACUCAAUGCCCCCAAUACUCAAAGAUCACCAACAAAACAAGACCAGAAGAAGGAUAAGGACAAGAUUAAGAAGAAAAGCUCCUUGAAGAGGGACUUUGAUGGUUCACUCAUACUCCCAAUGGGUGGACAUGGUGGUGAUGUGGUUAUCUACGCAGAUGAGGGAAAGGACACAUUGUUGGAAUUUCACAACAAGGGAAGGUACAAUGCUAAGCGUGGUGGAAAUGUUGAUGCAAUGGGUGUGUUAAGUUCACUGUUGCGUAAUGGAAUCACGGCCCCAACUUUGCGCAUUCCUGUGCCUGUAGGUACAGUUGUGAAAAACAAACGAGGGAAGACGUUGGCUGAUCUAGCACAACCUGGCGAUGAAGUUCUUGUAGCUAGGGGUGGACAAGGAGGGAUUAGUUUGUUAGAAGUUCCACAGCAUCAAAAGAAAAGGAUGAUGACUUUGACAACUAACGUGAUGAGAGAUGAAUCUGAUAAGGUAUUAGUUCACGGUCAGCCUGGGGAAGAAAUUAAAUUGGAGUUGAUCCUGCGAGUAGUUGCCGAUGUUGGUCUAGUUGGACUUCCAAAUGCUGGAAAAUCGACACUUCUGGCAGCGAUUACACUCGCAAAACCUGACAUUGCUGACUAUCCAUUUACAACAUUAAUGCCAAACCUCGGCCGCCUUGGCGGUGAUCCUACCUUAGGGGCAGGGAUGUAUUCAUCUGAAGCUACGUUGGCAGAUUUGCCUGGCCUUAUAGAAGGAGCUCACUUAGGGAAGGGUCUUGGCCGCAAUUUUUUGAGGCACCUGAGGCGGACUCGAGUGUUGGUUCAUGUUGUUGAUGCGGCCGCUGAGAACCCUAUAAAUGACUACAGAACUGUUAGAGAAGAGUUGCGCAUGUAUAAUCCCGAGUACCUUGAAAGACCAUACAUUGUUGUUUUGAAUAAGAUUGACCUAUCCGAGGCAAAGAACAGGCUUUCAUCACUUUCUGAAGAAAUUAUGAAAAUAGGCAACAAUAGCACAGCUUCUGAACCGAAACCAAGUCCGGAAGUUCCGGAUGAAUCAUCAUCUGAUGAAGGUGACCUGCCGGAGAAAGCGCUCGAGGACUAUCCACCACCUCUCUCGGUUGUUGGAGUUAGUGUUCUAAAGGGUAUCAAGAUAAAGGAGAUGUUGAAGGAAAUAAGGGCUGCUUUAAGGAAGUGCACUGGUUCCAAUGAGCCUUCGAGUGUGCCACCGCCGCCUUGAGAUAUGUGCUAUGCUUUUUUAAACGACGUUGAUGUGGCGGUUCAAUGACUGGUCCGGCACAAAUUCGGCUUUACCAAAGAACACAGCUCAUGCUAAGUUCAAGUUGUUCUUAAGGACCAUAAUAGUAGUGAGACAAUGGAAGCAUCGAGUUGAAGAGUCAAAUUUGUUCAACCACAUGGUUAUUAGCAAGGUUGAGAAUUUUGCUCGAUGAGUUAUAUCAAAAAGUUCUAUACUUCUAUGUAACAUAUAUGAUAAGUUAUGUUUGUAAAAUGAUAAUUAUUUUGUCUGUUAGGCUCAUAUCUAGGUAAAUUAUUUGGACAAACAUAGCAUGUAUAGUACUCUUGAAUAUUUGGACAAAUGUCUAUUAUCACUAAUUGUUUGCUCUUAA